UUUCCUCACGUCAUCUGAAGCCACAGGAAGAGUGAGUUAUCUGUCCCCGCCCCGCAGCCCAGUCAAUCCAACCUGAAGAGAAGGCGAGUCCACGGCUAAAAAUAUAAUAGCAAACACAAGAUGGCUGGUUUGCCUCGUAGGAUUAUAAAGGAGACGCAGCGGUUGAUGGCGGAGCCUGUUCCAGGGAUCACGGCUACGCCUGAUGAAGGGAAUGCACGUUACUUCCAUGUGAUCAUUGCAGGGCCUCAAGACUCUCCUUUUGAAGGAGGCACAUUUAAACUUGAACUAUUUCUUCCCGAAGAGUAUCCCAUGGCAGCUCCUAAAGUGCGAUUCAUGACGAAAAUCUACCACCCCAAUGUCGACAAACUGGGAAGAAUAUGUUUAGACAUUUUGAAAGAUAAGUGGUCUCCAGCCCUGCAGAUCCGUACAGUGUUGCUAUCUAUCCAGGCAUUAUUAAGUGCUCCCAAUCCAGAUGACCCCCUGGCAAAUGAUGUCGCAGAGCAGUGGAAGAAAAAUGAAAGCCAUGCCAUUGAGACAGCCCGAACAUGGACCAGGCUCUACGCGGGCAAAAUUGAUGUAUAGAAGAAGAGGGACAAGGCGUCUGAAUGUGAUCCACAAAAUGUAAUCCUAUUCUGUCAACAUUUGAAUUUAACAGACAAAAAAAAUUGAAAAAAAAAAAACAAGAUUAUAAAUCCAAAUCUAUUUGAAAGAAAUGACAAGAUUUACUGCUGCAGACCUCUGAGUGACCUAUUCUCCUCUCUAAGACGUGUUAAAUGUGUAAUAGCCGUUUUUUUCCGUGUUGCUAUUUAAAUGCAUGGACAGAAAAUGACACCCUCCCCACCACAGUCUUAAAAAUGACAUGCAAUAUGUUGUCCUGAACAUAGGCACAUGCUGGUACAUUUGCAAAGUAUACAUCCAUUAAAGCUGUCCUCCUUUUAACACAUGCAUCAUUUGUCAAAACAUCUGUAUGUCUUUUUGUGAUGGUUCUGUUACUUUCAGCAUGAGCGUGUACAGCCCCAGCAGUAAGCAGACAAAAACAUCUGAAUAUGAAUGAAGUUUCUCUUUACUCUUUUUAGAGAAUAUGAUGCAUUUUGGGGAACUAAGCCCAUGCAUUCAACAAAAAAAUAUGGAUUUUCACACCUGUGUGUCUGCAUACACUUCACAGUACUGAAUGUCCAGUUGGUUGGGCAGCUACAGUAGCUGAUUAUCAUCUUGUGCACAUGGGGUGGUAGUAAUAUUUAACACAGGUUAAACUUGCUGCAGUGUUUUCAUCCCAUAGCAAAGAUGAUCUUUUUUUGUAGAAUUAGACCUAAAAGUGUGUCAGUUUGAAGGGCUCCACACAGGAAUUACAUCCUACAAUCCCACACAAAUUCUAACUUCAGGGGAGCUCACCUACGAUGUUUUUUAGGUGGACACUGGAUGAACUGCAAAAAAAGGUUUCAAAGGGAAGGAAUUAAACAUUUGAUCCAUAGACUGCAAAGGGAGGUUUAUUCCAGCAGUUCUACUGUAAAAUCCAUAUGAAGACUCCUUGAAAUUGGUUGUGCCAGUAAAGAAAACGACUUUAUAGCCUCAGCUAACAUUUAAAAGCAUUUAGCCCAUGGCACAAUUUUUAAAUUUGAGCACUUUGCAUUAUUUACAUAUGAACAUUGGUCUUAAAAGUUCCCCAGAAAUUCUGGAUGUAAUGCUCGUUUCAUCAAUUGUAAAAAAAAAUUCUCAUAAUUAUUUGAUUAGAAGUUAUGUUUUUGUCUAGGUUGGGGAGGGUGAGUGAAUCAAUUCCACAUGCUUACAAACAUUUUAAGAAAUGUAGCAGACAGCACAGGUGUUAAACUUUAAGAGUGUAGGAAGCUGAGCAGUUUUUAGUUUGACUUUACUUUUUAAGCGCCUGUAUAUGUUAGUUAUGUUGCCUAUUUUAUUUUCAGUAUUACUCCAUUUAAAAAAAAAAAAAAAA
Messenger RNA from Monopterus albus (swamp eel), 1948 nucleotides. It is a transcript of the gene ube2nb, whose product is annotated as ubiquitin-conjugating enzyme E2Nb. NCBI's taxonomy places the organism in Eukaryota, Metazoa, Chordata, Actinopteri, Synbranchiformes, Synbranchidae. The transcript is spliced from 4 exons. The record is from RefSeq and is a predicted model, not a curated record. The coding region runs from base 121 to 582 and encodes 153 amino acids.